CCUAACCGGAAUUUAUUCUCUCACCUACAUCCCCUUGUCCUUUCUGGAGUUGCAUCAUGGCACCGCACAUUUCCGCACUCUCGCAAACGCUCGAAUCGCUCACUUGGAGCAAGAUUCGCGAGCUGGAGAAACAGCGCUCAUUAUACGAAGACCGCAAAGCCGCUAUUUUGGCUGAGGCAGAGAGGCAGCCUGACCUCGCCGCGCGGGUGAGUGUAAUUCUCAGAGGCACUCAAGCGAUCCACCCUACUGCGUCCAAGGACGAAACUGUCCGCAGUAUCGAUCGCUGGCUCGAUCAGCACCGGUUUGAUCCGUCAAUUACAGAUGGCAUGCUCCGACAGUACGAGGACGAGCUUCGCUCGCAGCUGGAUGCCCAUAGUCGGAAGUUGAGUCUUGCGGAUCUGUAUUCGCGACUGCUGACCGAGUGGACGAAUACUGGGGACGUCCAAGGUAGUGAUGGAGAUAUCACCGAGGAGGAUUACGCUGUGGUUGAUGAACGGCAGAAGCAGCGGUUGCAGCAGCUGUGCGACCAAUUUGAAGAAACCGUAUUCACCCCGCUGGAGACCAACGCCGAAGAGAUCUACGCGUUCCUGAACGAGCUUUUUCCCGGCGAUGAGGAGAGGAAGCAAUUGAAUGAACUAAGAGAGAAGAUAGCAGAUGAAAGCCAGGAAAUGUUCGAGGAAGACGCUCCGUUUGACAAGAAAGCUCUAACGGCAACAAUUAAGGGCCUUUUGACGGAGGAUAUCCUGAGCGAUGCCAAGCAGGAUGUUCUGAAGGGUUUUCUCAAAAACGAAGUCGCCCUUACAGAGAUAGCGGACGUUCUCAACAUGCGAUGGGCCGACUUGGAGAACUGGGAUUGGUUUGCGGGCGAAGAGGGAAUCCCGGUUCUGCCGCGACAGCAGCUGAAUGGGAAGUAUCGCAUCUGGAUGGACGAGGAUGUCUUACAGCUUAUCUUCGUGCAGUACAUCGGUACUCGGCUGUGUAAUAUGCUCAAGAACAAACUGAAAGAGUUCAUUUUGUCCAACAGCGUUUGGAAUUGGAAGGUUGGUCCGGUUCUGACCGAACACGACAAGGAGCGCCAGAAGUACUAUUUCGAAAGCCCUCGAACAUACGGGACCGCUUUUCAACAUGGACCGGAAAAGUCCAGAAAGAAAGACUACCUUGAGAGGUACUUUCUGUGCCAGAUGCCUCUUGAGUUGACAACGCUAGCGGACGGAGGGGCACCAUAUGAUGACGACAACUCUGAUGAAGACGACAAUAGUGAUGAAGGGAGCGAGAAUGGUUGGAAUUCUUCUCACCAUGAUUCGUCGGCAACAGCGGACCGAAAUAUCAAGCAGCAACUACUGCGAAAAGUUGCAACCGAGACCCUCAUUCAAAGAUACGUCUACGGCGAGGCUGCAGUGAUCCAGUCGGACCUCCGCUGGUAUGCGACUGGCCUGCCGCACAGUACUAUUUUCGCUGUGAUGAGAUAUGUCGGCUUUUCCGAGAAUUGGAUUCAUUUCUUCCGCAAGUACCUCGAAUCGCCCUUGAAUAUGGACAUGUCCUUUGAGGGACGCAUGCCGACGGGCCCGCGAACUCGCAGGCGCGGAGUCCCCAUGGCGCACUCGUCUGAGAAGCUACUAGGGGAGCUGGUUCUGUUCUUCAUGGACCUAACAGUAAACCGAACAACUGGCUUGCUUCUGUAUCGGCUCCAUGACGACUUGUGGCUGUGCGGAGAGCCUAGCAAGUGUGCGCAGUCAUGGGAGGCAAUACGCCGAUUCGCAAAUGUAACGGGCCUGGAAUUCAACAAGAACAAAACUGGUUCAGUAUACCUUUCAAACUCUGUUGAUCCAGCGGUUCAGAGCCGACUACCAGGGGGACCCGUCACAUUCGGCUUCCUCAAGCUUGACUCAUCGGGUGUCUGGGUGAUUGACCAAGGACAAGUGGACGCCCAUGUCAAGCAACUGAAAGCCCAACUAGACAAGUGUGAGAGUGUGAUGGCAUGGAUCCGCACCUGGAACAGCUGCAUUGGCCGGUUCUUCAAGAACACAUUUGGUCAGCCUGCUACCUGCUUCGGCCAGGGCCAUGUGGACAUGAUCUUGUCCACAUACAGAGCAAUGCAGAAAACCCUGUUCGGGGAGAGCACCGCUACAGUCACCCAACACCUACGCCAAAUGAUUCAGGCUCGCUUUGGCGUUUCCGACAUCCCAGACGCAUUCUUCUACUAUCCGGAAGAACUUGGAGGGCUCGGGCUCCGUAAUCCUUCGAUCUCACCCUUCCUGGUCCGAAAUUCCUUACAGACUUCACCCCAACAGCACAUUGACAACUUCUUCUCCGAAGAAAGGAAGCUCUACGACAGAUUGAAGAAAGCAUUCGACGAGACCCCACAAAAAGCUCGUAUGACUCACUUCGCUCAGGCUAAUGACGGCAUGGAGCGCCGCUUCGUUUCUCGCGCCGAGCGAGAUACAUUCAUGUCCUUUGAGGAACUUACUCGCUUCCGUUGGUCGCAGAGCACUAUUUUUCGAACAUUAUAUCAGCGCCUCCAGGACGUACCAAAGCCCGAAAACAUAAUCCUUAUCUCGAAAGUUUCGCAAGCGCUCUAUUCGGCAUUGGGAAUGGUUAAGGUCCGGAUGAUGGACCAGGAGAAGAGGUGGGUAUUGCAGAUGUAUGCACCUGAGGUACUAAGAGAUUAUGGAGGUAUGGCACUAGUUGAUAAGAAAUACUUGCCCGUUGGGGUCAUGGCUAUGGUUAAGGAGAGAAGGGUUAAGUGGCAGAUGGUGCUCUAG
This is a messenger RNA of Aspergillus nidulans FGSC A4, 2762 nucleotides long. RefSeq lists its product as uncharacterized. Lineage: Eukaryota; Fungi; Ascomycota; Eurotiomycetes; Eurotiales; Aspergillaceae. The transcript has a single exon. The coding region runs from base 57 to 2762 and encodes 901 amino acids. The record is from RefSeq and is a predicted model, not a curated record.